AUGGUGAAUAUUUAUUUCAUUGUUUAUGACAACUCUACUUUUCCAGGCUUCCUAUAAUAUGAACGGAAUGAUGCGUACUUCGAUGCCUAACGUCACUCUUACGAUCCAACCGUCGACUUCUAUGUCAGUUCCGUCGUCGCAGCCUCGAAUGAUGAUGGGAGGUACCCAUCGGUUUCAACGUGAUACCGGCGGCAUGAGCGAUGUGAUGGGUGACGGACCGGGAAGGCGGUUGAGAAAAAAUGUGGCCAAUGUACGGAGACAUGUCGAUUAUGUUUCAACAGUUUUGAACCACUGCGAAGUACUGGAAAAUAUUCUGAUGUUUAAAAACGUAUGAGUGUUUAGAAUCGGUUAUGGAUGUACGGAAGACAGCGGGUCCUUCAGCAACCUGAUAUACUCUACCAGACAAUGGCAUUGCCAGCUUCCUCUACGCCAGACACUCCCAUCGAUUGCAUCCUCACCAAGUUCAUUCGCACAGCCAUGAACAAAGUCAAGUGUCCUGUGUACAGCGUCUGCGUACGUUUCCCAUUCUUUAAAUUUUUUUCUGAAACAUGAUUCACUUUUGCAGUGGUCUCCGGAAGGAAAACGACUAAUCACUGGCUGCCAGACAGGCGAAUUCACGCUCUGGAAUGGUACUGCGUUCAACUUCGAGACGAUUCUUCAGGUAAUAAUCACAACUAGAAGGAGGUUGUUUGCUAAAUGUGUGCCCUCGAUUCCUGCUAAUAAAGUAUUCACAUCUUUUCUAUUGCGGUUCUUCGCGGUAUUCGAUGUGAAUAAAAGGUUUCAAUUUCAUUUUGUGCUACGUUGUUUUCUUAUUCAUCUUCGGAAGGGCAGUUGUUUCUGAGCGCGUUUGCUCUUAUCUGUCGUGUAACUGCUGGGAAGAUCUCUGGAAGCCUAGAAGCUACAGGGGCGUUCAGUUUAUUUCUCCGUGGAUUAGCAAAAAAAAGCCACUGAAACAGCAUUCUCAGAUUCUCUUCUGCUCUUGUUUAGCUUUCUAUAGUUUGCAUAUUAGUAUCAAGUUCAGUAAGAUUCCCACGUUCAGGCGCAUGAUUCUGCAAUUCGAGCGUUGAAAUGGUCGUCGAACGAGCAAUGGCUUCUCAGUGCCGAUCAAGGCGGAUACGUCAAGUACUGGCAACCGAAUAUGAACAAUGCUCACAUGUUCUCGGCUCAUAAAGACGAAGCGAUCAGAGGCUUAGCGUAAGUUGCUAAGAAAAUAAAUGACCCAGUACGCUGAUUUAUUCAGAUUCGCUCCAACGGAUGUCAAAUUCGCAACUGCUUCCGACGACGGAACUGCACGCGUCUGGGACUUUGCCCGUUAUUCAGAAGAACGUGUUCUGAGAGGACAUGGAGCAGAAGUCAGGUGCAUAGACUGGCAUCCGACGAAAGGGCUUCUAGUGACGGGAUCUCGAGAUACUCAACAACCUGUCAAAAUUUGGGAUCCAAAGUCAGGAUCAUGCUUGGCCACUCUCCAGGAGCACAAAAGUAGUGUGAUGGCUGUGGAGUUCAACAAAAACGGAAACUGGCUGCUUACCGGAGGAAGAGAUCAUCUCGUCAAAAUGUAUGAUAUUCGUAUGAUGAAAGAAAUGAGGACUUACAGAGCCCACAAGAAAGAAGUUAUUUGUAAGUGUUUCCUCUUGUUUCCUUCCCGAACAAAUCAGUCUUCAGCUCUUGCUUGGCAUCCAAUUCACGAGGGACUCUUUGUUUCUGGCGGUGGCGACGGAUCGAUCGUUUACUGGAUGGUGGACAACGAGAAAGAGAUCGGACUGCUGGAGCAUGCACAUGAUCAAGCGAUCUGGGCAAUGAAAUGGCAUCCACUCGGACACAUUCUAGCCACCGGCUCCAACGACAACAACACAAAGUUCUGGGCGAGAAACCGUCCGGGAGACACUGCGGAGGAUAUCUUCGGACUCUCGACGACUACAAUGAUCGGCCACUUAGACAAGGAGCGAGAGCCGAGACUGGCACCGCAGAAGCUCACACUCGAUGAGACGGACACGUACAAGCCAGACGUUUUCAUUCCGGGAAUGGGACUCGAUGAGGACAUCUUCCAGCAGUUGAGCAAGGACGUCAGCAUGAAUACCGAUUCCACUCUUCUCGUUCCGGACGAUCUCACACGACAGAUGAUUGCACCGGUCAUCGGAGCCAAACGAACACUUAUCAAGCAGCCGCCGGCGAAAAGAGCGCAACGGCAAUUCGAGAGAAUGUGGAACAACUCAAGGGAAUCGGAGCGGGAACUGACGAUUUCACAGUCAUGAUCGGUGGAAUGGGAAGAGAAGAUGCAGCAGAAGCAGCUGCUCAGGAUAGAAUGAUGAUGCAUGGAGGACCGUCUUACAUGGGCCCUCCAUCUAAGUCGUUCCUCGGACCGCCAACCACUGGAGGCUCUCUGCUUGGACCCAGCCAGCCUCGCCCACAAUCUGAAUACAACAUGGGCCCACCUUCCAAUCAGCAAGGACCUCCUGGACCAUCGGGACCCAAUUCAUGGAGACCACGGGAUCAAGGACCACCAUUUCAUUCAAGAGACAUGCCACCGGAUAACCGUCGGAUGGGACCUCCGCCGCAAAUGAGAGACAACCGAGGCGGUGGAUGGAUGGGUGGGCCGCCACGUGGACCAACCGGAGGAGCACCUUCUCGACCGUCAACUCACAAUGCAGGAGACGUCGACUAUCGAAACGGACCGCCUCCAAACACGAACGGAGAUGUUGACAUGCGCUCAAUGGGUCCACCUCCUCAGAAUGGACCGCAAGAUUCCUGGAGAAUGGGACCGCCGAUGAACAGAGACGGAGGACCUCCACCGAUGCACAGAGAUCAGGGACCUCCGAUGGGAAUGCGAAUGGAUCCGAGACGAGAUCCGAGAAUGGGAGGAUCUAGAGUAAGUGGAACUUUUCUUUUAUUAGACAUAGUUCUUUUUUCAGUCUGAUCAACUGAGUCCGACUGGAAUGCCACUUGCGGGAGGCCCCUGGAUGCCGCAGUUCGAAGGAGGAGGCGGCGGGAAUUCGUCGGGACCGUCUCGGCGUGGUCAGCCCCUUCUUCCUCCUCCGGGCAGAGGGCGAGGCCGUGGACAACCCUAUUAGUCAUUUCGUUCUUUCUUUUUUCUUUCACCAGCAAUCACACAUUUCCUGUUUCUCAAUGGUUUCCUAUUCCUCGUUCUAGACUACACGUUUGCAUUACGAAUGUAACAUCUUCUGAUGGUUCUCUUCUUUUCCUUUUCCACGCUUACAGUUGUGAUUCCCUCCGAUUUUAUCUAUCUUCGCUUUGCUUCUUAUCCCUUUGCAAGUUUCUUCUUAUUCUUUUCACACAAUAAAUAUUUUGGGCUCUAUCCGGGGGCCCUCACAGCCCCCGUCUCUCAUUUAUUUUCUGUUUCCAAUUGGGUCUCGCCACGAGAAAGCGGUCCCGUCGUUAUUUUAUUUCUAUUGGCUUUCCUUUUCUUUUUCCUCGGCUGCUCCCGCCGAGCCUUUUUCUUCUUCAUCUGUGCUUCCCUUUUGCGCCUCUGCGUCUCUACACAUUGCUCGCAUCUCUCAUUUUCGUAGUGCCCCGCCAGCGCUCCCUCUUUCCCUUUCCAUUUCUAUUUUUCUUCAAAGAGCUCACGGAGCGGGCGGCAAUAGCUCUCCUCCGCUAACGUUCUGUGUUCUCAAUUUGGUGCAAAAUCGCCCAGUCUCUGCUCCUCGUGAGUACGGUACACAAGGAAUGGUUGGGGGGCGCAAAACAGCAUUGUGAACCUGUUUUUCUUGAUUCCCAAUUUAAUCUUUGAAUUCAUUCUAAUUGUUUACAUUUUUCAGGCAUGCCUCGACCGAAAAUCAAAAAAAACGGACCGUCCGUUAUGGAUGACGAAAUUCCGCUCUGGGAAUUCAUCUACGAGUGAGUUUCAUUCAAUUACUCCCAACUUUGAGGGGACCAAAUUAUUGAUUUUGCAGAAAUGUGUGCAUAAAGCAUAGAUUUGAAGAAGUCGCAGCAGAGCUAUUUGAGCGCUAUCUCGAAGUGAAAAACCUUCCAUUCACGGUUCAACAGCUUUCAAAUUUGUAAGUCAGGUGCAGAUGAAAAAUUCAAAACGAAAAACUGCUCCUCAAGAAUAACAUACAUAGAGAAGCAUUGCGGAAAUUGAAUUUUUGCAGCUACUCGCGAAUCAUGGAGCCGGCGCUCUACAAAGCGACUCUGGAUCACGAAAAGAUUUUGUCGUUGUAUCAGAAGCUGGAGAUAGAAAUUUCUGAGCACGUGGAGAAAAUGCUCGAAAUGAGAUGUGGAGCAGGUCUCCGAAUAGAUCAGGAUCGUUGCCUAGUGCAUUACACAUUCUUCACGGCGCCAACGACGAAACGACGGCAGCCGGAGUCUUCCCCGAAACGACCGAACACUGUCGAAGAGAAGGACGAAGAGGAGGCUCCCGAAGAGCCACCGGAAGAGCCGCUUCGCAAAAAAGUGAAGCCUUUGCCGCCUUCUGAAAAGAACGGAACGAGUAACGGGAACGGUGCGGGAACGUCUGCCCCACGCGCCAUUUCCCCAUCCUCUGAUUCGCUCAGUAAAGCCCCCGGAAUGCCUGCGCCUCUCGCUUCGUCUACUCCGAAAAAUCUUGAUGAAAGGAAUGUGACGAACAAUCAGAUGCCCGUCGAUGUGGAGAUCUCACAGGAGUUCGAGGUCUUGAUGUGGGAUUACGUUCGUGAAAACUUUGCAACCAUGACAUCCAAGCGAAUAAUGACAGAAGAAUUCUGGGGUGGGCUGAUAAAACGACGCAAGAUGCCCAUCAAAUCGGCCUACAUCGUUCUUCGUCACUUUCAUAAAAAGCUUCUGAAGAAACUGUGGAAACAGAAUCUGGAUGCGAAGAUCAGAUUGCGUCUAAUCAAAGAACUUAUGCUUCCGAUGAAUCAGAGACAACGACGCUGGCUGCUGGAGAACGAGGGAAUCAAUGUGGAGCUGACCGACGAAGGAUACGUCAAGUCGUUCACAGUGCAAGGGGAAGAAGACUCCGAUUUGGCCCCGCCGCCACCGGCGCCGCUUCCGAAAAGGAACAUCAGCACGUGGAUUCCGAGAGGUCGUCCGGAUUUUUCCGCAAAUAUAAUGAACGAAUUCGACUUUCCACGAGCUCCCAGUGCUGAGCACUCGGCCAGCAGCCGUACUCAUUCGAUCGCCAGUCGGCAACCAUCUGUAAUCAAUGGAAUCGUUCCGAAACAGGAGGAAGAUCUGACUGCGGGCGCUGUGAGACGGAGCCAGAGAACGCCGUUCACUUAUGAGGACGAUGUUCUCGCGUGGAAAUUCAUACUCAGAAAAAUGUACGAUCCGCAGACGCAGAAGUUGAGCAACGACCAGGUACAGCCGAAGGGAAACAAGUUCUGGGAGGAGUACAUUCGAACGCACAACUCUCCGAAAACUGCAAGUAACUGGUCAUCACAGUAAGUUUUUACCUCAAAAAGUGUUUUCUCAAAGUUAUUAUUUACAGCUUCCGCAAAAAGAUGUGUGCAAGUCUUUACCUGAUGCCAUUGGCAAGAGAGAACAAGCUAAAGUUGUACUUCAUGCUUGAAAUUGCGGUCACUGAAGAAAUCCAUAGAAAGUAAGACUGAAAUUGAUUUUUUUUAAAUCCCCGUUGUCUUUUAUUCUUUCAGCCUUGAAAACCGAUGUCUUGCGAAGAUCUCUCUGAGCAAGGAUAAUCGAAUCGUAAAUUGGAGCUGGUUGAAGCACGAACGCGAGGAUACAGAGCCAUUGGUGAACGAUGACGAAGAAACGGACGGAGAGUCGAUCGCUGCCGCCAAUCCCGGAGCCAAUGACACUGACGAUAUGACAGGAGCAACUGCCGACGAGCACACGAAGCUCUCAUCUGCCACAAGUGAUUUCAAUCAUCCUCAGAUGACCACGACGUUGGAAUUCGACCAGGCACCUCGAAAGGGAAUAAAUAGUGAGAGGGAGGAGCUGCUGCUGAAGAAGAGAAGUUUGAGACUGGUAGGAGCGGGGCCAGUGGGAAACGAGCCAACGGCGUCGAUUCGAUCUCCGGCCAGGGAUCAUGAAUAUUCGCCUCCACCCCCGGAGCCAAUUCAAAGUCCUGCGAGACAUCGAGUACUCCCGAAGUCUCCAACUCCAGAACGAGCUUCCGGUCUAUUCGCAACACCUGAAAAAGCACGAACUCCAGCAAGGUCUCCAACUCAGAAAUCGGCGCGGGUACCAGCCAAGGCUCGUGUUCCUGCUAAGACUCCAACAUCUGAGAAAGCGCAAACUCCGAAAGCAGCCAGAGUUUCCGUCUCUCCCCCACCUCCAGAAAUGAACAGAACUCCAGCAAAGGCUCAAAAUGCGACGCCAAGCAAGCGAAUCCCGAUAAGAUUGGAGAAAGAGAAAGUGCAGGAAACCAGUGAAGUAUCGGAGGCAGUCAUCGAUUGGGCUGACGCAGACGACGACGAACCGAUUGUUGAAGUGGAGCCGCUGGAUUUGCAGGAGCUCGACACGAAGUACAUGAACACGUACGAUUUGCUGGCGGCGAUACAAAGUGUUUUGCAAGAGCAAGAGGACGAGGGAAUCGAAUUGCUGAACGAGGCGGUUGAGAAAGCGUUCCGAAGAAAGCCAUCCGAUGCUGUGGUGCGUCCCGUAGUUCAUAAAGCAGAACACAAAUAGGUGAUUUUCAGAAGUGCAACAGUGAAAGUGUCGCUCGCCACAGCAUUUCUGCUCCGAUCGCCAAGGCUCGUGGACAUCUCCGUCAUGCGCUCUCCAAAAAGCAACAUCAGCUCGUGACGCACGCCACGCAGUUCUGCGAGAACCAUGAAGUGUUCCGGAAGCGGGUCACUGCGAUGACGGAUGUUCUCGCCUUCAAAUUGGGCAAGCUCAGUCCGCCGAGACCUCCGCCGCCGAUCGACGACGAAUAG
This is a messenger RNA of Caenorhabditis sp. 36 PRJEB53466, 6830 nucleotides long. NCBI's taxonomy places the organism in Eukaryota, Metazoa, Nematoda, Chromadorea, Rhabditida, Rhabditidae. The record is from the annotation of a GenBank genome assembly.